GCUUUUGGCUAUUUUGUGAUUAGCUUAGCUGUUCUGGGUCACUUGUUGGUCAAUCGAAGGUACAACGAAGUCGUAAACAUAUUCCUUGUUCACUAAAUGAACUGUUUCUUAUGUUUCUUUUGAGUUUAGUAUAUUAAAUAAUAUGAUAAGUUAUUCAUUUAUGAAAGUUAACAACUUCUUGUUGAAUUAAAAUUCGUGCUUUAACUAUGGAUCCAUUGCAAACUGAUGACCAACUUAAAAUAGUGAAUCGAUCAAUGACACAUACUAUUAGUAAAAAAAUAAUUCGUAAAGUGCCUUACUUUGAAAGGAUGUUGAGCCAUGAUGUAUUGGAAUCAAAGGAAAAUAAAGUUGAACUGGAUUUCGAUGAAAAAGCUUUCAAAUCAUUUUUAAAUUGGAUUAGAUUCGAUAGUGCCAUAAUUGAUAUGAAAUACGUUAUAACACUUUGCAACAUAAGUGAUUAUUUUGGAAUGAACUACUUGAUGCAAGAAUGCACUGAAUAUUUUCGCAAAAGGUUUUCGAUUGAACAUCUUGCGACUGUUAUACCUCAAGUCACUGAAAAUUGCAUGUUGAUCAAUUCUGAUACUCUCAAUGCUUUCAUCUGUCGCCAUUUCUUGAAGAUAGCAAACACAUCUGUUUGGUUAAGUUAUCCUGUUGAAACAAUAGAGUACAUUUGUGCUUUGGAUUUGAUGAUUUAUUCAGAAUAUCAAGUCUUCCAGGCGAUCGCAAGAUGGGUCCAUUUCAAUGCUUAUUCUAGAAAAUGUCAUCUUGGAAGAUUGUUAAGAUUAGUUCGAUGGUGUCAUUUAAAAGAGAAAGAUUUAUCUGAGAUAAAGGAAAAUGAACUGUUCAAAUCAUCAGGUUUUGAGCCAAAAUCUUGCUUACCUUCCAAACAUAAUUGUGAUUGUUUCUUUAACAGAGUUAAGCAAAAUUGUUUCAUUAUUAUUGAAAAAUUGAAUGGUACAGAUUUGCGAAUCACAGUACUUGGCAAUAAUUUUCUGUUCCUGUUUAAUCGAGUUAUAAAAUUGGACGAAUCAAUAUCACCGAAUCUGCUUCACGAUGAACAUAUUUCUGAUAUUUUGUACCAUUCUGGAAGGAAAGCAAUUCGAAUUGAUUGGAAUCGAAAUGAAUAUCGCUUUUUCAAUGAGAAAGAUUUCAGAUCUUAUCUAUUUAGCACCUGUAGAUUGCUUGCGAAUCACUCGAUAAAAUAUUGUUGGAAACCUUCUGGAUUCCGGCCUAUCUACAGAUACACAAUACGCGACACAACUGAUGCAAGACUUAUUUAUACCCAUGGUCAUGAUGAGGAAUUUGAGUUUUGGUUAACGAAAAUAAUGCAAUCUGGUGAUGAAAUCAUGAGGAAUUCUAGACUUCAUGAUACGCUGAUAAAACUUCGUGUAACUGUGCUUUCCAGUAAUAUCUUCAUUCUGACAAAUAAGCUUGAGUUUGGCAUGUUCAAUAUUCGCCACAAACAUUUCAAGAAGAUUGAGCUUCCAAAAUUGGAUGAUGGAUAUGAAUUUGAAUACGAAAGCUUGUUUUUAACUUCAAGUGUAGAUCAUGCUGAUCGAGUUUUUUUGAUCGAUCAAUCCACGGAAAAAGCCUUUUGUUUAAAUAUUACUAAUCAAGAAUGGAGUUUAAUCGGUGGUUUGUUUAUUGAUCCUUAUCCAACAGCUAAUUCUGGCCGAAGUUGUGGUUAUAGUUUAAGGGAAUCUAAUAAGUUGAUCACAUUGACCCCAGCUUUUCUACCGCUAGACAUCAUCAGUAAUUGCUCGAACCAUAACCUCAACUCUGUUCGGUAAAGAUAUCGAAAGUCUGAAAAUUUACUGUACACUGGUAGCUGCACUUAACGCAACAAAUUGGGGUUUCAGUUAACGCAAUUUUUAGGUGUCGCCAUCUUUGGUAUUUUAUUGUUUUAGAGACUUUAAUAUGUAAAUAAUGGUCAACCUUGAAGAUAAUUGCAUGAUCUAAUAGAUGGCGACUAUGGUAAAAAUUGACCCAUUUGUUGCGUUAACUGCAGCAACCAGUGUAUUAAAUUAUGGCUAAAUAAAUUCAAUUGUUGAUUUAAAUAUCGUUUUUGUUUUGACGUGAUAUUAAAA
Tetranychus urticae (two-spotted spider mite) is the source of this 2087-nucleotide messenger RNA. RefSeq lists its product as uncharacterized. NCBI's taxonomy places the organism in Eukaryota, Metazoa, Arthropoda, Arachnida, Trombidiformes, Tetranychidae. The record is from RefSeq and is a predicted model, not a curated record. Gene Ontology annotation, molecular function: protein binding.